GCACAUCUGAACAGCGACGGAAGCGCAUGAUGUGUCGGAAUUUGUAGGAACGAGGAAGACAUAUAGGCCAACCGAGAAGGAGAAGCCCGCCCUGGAUUACAGCUCUUUCAUGGAAUGUUCACUAAGGAGAACUGUGGUUUUAUUUUUUUUACCAUCGGGAGUUUGUGAUAUGCGCACAAAGGUGAUAUGCGCACUGUGGGACCCUGAGGAAUAGGCCAUCAAAGUGUUCUGCGCGAAAUCCAGUGACAGAGUUUCCAGAUAUUCACCAUUAUUUAAGCGCGCACUCUAAGCAAAGUGAGAAAGCGAUAAUUAGCGAUAAGAGGUAUAGCGCAUCUCUGAUUCUACGAUAUCAGCACAUCAUCGCUUUAGCAGCCUAUGGACCAUGGCAUCAAAUGAAGAAGCGGUUAUUUGUCCGGUGCAGGCACCUACGCUCGCCAAGCACAGGGACUUCUGACAUUAUUUACGCACCCUCAAAUAUCCGACCCCUGCUCUAUGCAGGGAGUAGAGGCCGGUCUUAUUGGUAAAAGUCAGGACUGUCAUAUCUGGCAUCGGUGAGUGGGAGGUGAUUGACACCGUGGACACAGUGAGUGGACCUCACUAAAAAACCUCUCCAACAGUCGUCGUGCCAUCCUCACUUCUUACUCACUGUGAAGCGCUGUAACGAGAGUGAUGUGGACUUUAUUUGGGACUAUUCAUCAGUAAAGCUGGCUGCAGAAGUAGCAGUCCUCCCUGAGCACCAGGCCUGACUGUUAAUAGCUCAGCUCAGCUCAGCCAGCCUGGUUCCCUCUCCUUCUUCCUGUGUCUGAUUCAGAGAGAAGCUCUGCCCAGCCCCCCCACCCCCACCCCCACCCCUCACGUUGUUGCAGGAGUUGAGUCUCUGUUGCCCAGGGAGGGCUCCAGACAUGUCCACCAAGGCGCCCAUAUACUUGAAGCGGCGGAGCAGGAAGGGUAAGAAAGAAAAGCUGCGGGACAUCCUCUCUUCGGACAUGAUCAGUCCUCCGCUUGGGGACUUCCGCCACACCAUCCACAUCGGCAGCGGCGGGGGGGAGGACAACCUAUUUGGGGACCUGUCCUUCCUGGAGGGGAAGUUCCACCUGCUCCCUGGGCAGCAGGGCGACUGCCUAUCCCAGCGCUCUUCCAUGUACGCAGAGCCCUUCCAGUUCAGCCAUACUGCCAGCAUCAGCGGACACACAGCCUCCUCAGAGAGCUCCCCCCUUCUGAAGAACGCCCUCUCUCUGCCCGUCAUUGGAGGGUUGCAGGCCAUCACCCUGCCCGUCACCUCUGCACCCCCCACUGUCCCCCACCUGCCUCAGAACGCAGCCCCCCCACCCAAACCUCCUCGACUGCACCUGGAUGACAAGAUCCUGAUGUCCCAUCACCCAGGCCUGGACUCCCCCUUGGCCCAGACUCCCAGCAGGACUUCCCAGUUCUGCCCACCCUCUCCCAGGUUUUCAUCAGACAACGAUGUGUGUAUCCAGGACCCCUAUCUGGAUGACCGGGUUCAGGAGCGUCCCUACUUGUCCAACGCAGGCUCCCUGCUCUCCCUGCACCUGGACCUGGGCCCCUCCAUCCUGGAUGACGUGCUGCAGAUCAUGGACCGCCAGCGCCUCAACGGAACCUGUCUGCAGGGAGGACGGCAAGAGCUCUACACCUGACCAUGGGAAGUCCUCCUCCCUCGGUCCCUUGUCCCUCGUAGUGUAACACAGGAGGUUCUGACCUCAACCAGGCCUUGCUUGAUCACAAGGCUGGGUUUGUACAGUAGUUUGCUCAUAUUAAGUGCUUUUUUUCUGGAACUUAACAUCAGUUUCUGUUAGUGUUUUAAUUGAUAUUGAAUAUCUUUCUACACUUUUCCAUAUUUGAAUUACUUAAUGUCGGAAGUGUUGUCUAAUGAGGUGACAUGAGCCAAAAGCUGACUGUUAAAUCUCCUUUGCCCUUCCUCCAAAGAGUACAUGAAGAGACUGGGGAAAGAAUACACUGCUGGUCAGGAACUGAGGUCAGCAUAUAUCUAUCUGUUUGGGCUAAUAUGUCAGUGGGAAGGGUAUGGUAAACCUGAAGGUCAGUGUUAGAUCUUUUUUUUUACUGCACCUGAGCUGUAGACUACUCUACGUACUCCGAAGAUCACAGUUUGCUGCGUGUGUCAUACAGAUUUAUCCAGUUUAUGAAGCUAUUCUGGAACAGACAUUCAAUUCAGACUCUACUUGAUUGGGGAUAUUGUUCUCAAAGACACACACUUACGGAAAGAUGAACUGUACGACAGGGAUGAUGUCAUCUCUGUAAGGACAGGGAGCCAGAGUGGGAGAGGAGGUCACCUCCCUGAGUCUCUGUCUUCAGCUUUUGUUCAUUUUUACUGCAAGAUUGUGAAAGUUGUAACUUUGUAUCAGAGGAGACACUGAGUGUUGGAGAGUACAGCAGUUCCAUAUCUGUCGUCCUUUCAGCAGAUCUACAGAGCAAAGCGCUCUGUUUUUACUGGCUCUCAGGCUCUGGUCAUUGAGAUGUUGGACACGCUUUGAUUCACAACCUGAGACUGCUCAUAAAGAGAUUCUCACCGCUGUAGCCAUCCAAGUCCUUGUGUUGCUCCAACUAUCUCUGUACCAACACUGAAAAGUUCACAAUCAGACUAUUACCAAUGUUAUUUUGAAUUCUAGUGACAAGAUACUUCAGUGUUUGCAGUACAAUACAGCGUAGAGUAGCUGGAACACCAAUUGCUGCAUGGGGUAUAUAUUUUUCUAUUUCAGUAUUACAUCAAUAACAAUGUAGCAAUCAACUGGAUAAUGAUAACCGGUUAAUGAUUCUUCACGGCCAGUAGCACCUUAAUUGAAGAGGAUGGGCUCAUUUUUUUAAAACUAACUAGGCAAGUCAGUUAAGCAGAAAUUCUUAUUUUACAAUGAAUGCCCAAACCCUCCCCUAACCCGGACAACGCUGGGCUAAUUGUGCGCCGUCCUAUGGGACUCCCGAUCACGGCCUGUUGUGAUACAGCCCGGGAUCAAACCAGAGUCUGUAGUGACACCUCUAAAACUGAGAUGCAGUGCCUUAGACCGCUGCGCCACUCAGGAGUAAAUCAUAGUCAUGGAUUGAACGGAAUAAAUGGAUUGGUAUCAAACACAUCAAAUAAAUGGUUUCCAUGUGUUUGAUACCAUUCCAUUCACUCCAUUCCAGCCAUUAUUAUGAGUCAUCCUCCCCUCAGCAGCCUCCUGUGCACCCUGUGCAUGCUCAAGUGAUUACUAAAUUAGAUGGAAAAGAACUCGGGCUCCAUAGCUGACAUGUUGAGAAGAGGACUAUAUUAAUAGACAUAUGUUGCAGAGAGAGAGAGAGAGGAUGUGAUUAGAGGUGCUGCAGUGCAGUCUGUUUGGACUCUGGGGGAGAGAGAGAGAAAGGAUAUGGUAAGAUGUGCUGCAGUGCAGUCUGUCUGGAGCUGGAGCCAGAGCCUGCAGUGCAGUCUGUCCUGCUGACCAUGGCCAGGCCAGAAUGGUGUUACGUAAGCCUGUGUCUGUUUACUCUGGAGCUCUGCUGACAGAUCUGCAGCCAGCCACUCAGUGACAGGGGAGCUGUACGGUGCAGAACAGUGUGUCAGGCUCUCCUGCAGCGUUUGGGACAGCACCUGUUGACAGACUGACAUCAACACUACUAACCUUCACUGGCUCCUGCAACUGCUAUAAAUCCAGAUUUCUAUAAUCUACUCCGUUGUAUGCUGCACCUAAUGACUAUGGUGACAUACUUUGGUGUUACUUUUUAAGUUGUGAUAUGCAUGGUAUGCCUCCUACAACAACUGAACUCAAGUUAUUUUGGCAUUUUUCCUAUUGUAUCUAGCUACUAGUCUAGACCUCCAAGUAAGUGUUGGCUGUUUUAGAAAGUGGUUGUAGCAUACGGAGCCAAAACCCUUUGUCGUCAUCACUCCGUUUAUCAUAGUUGCUAUGGCACUGGCUUCUGCUAAUACCUGAAUCGCCAGAUAUGAGGCUCCACUUCCCUACAUAUUUAUUUGGACAGUGAAGCUAAAACUUUUAAUUUGGUUCUAUACUCCACCAUUUUGGAUUUGAGAUCAAAUGUUUUAUAUGAGGCGAUGGAACAAAAUGUCACCUUUUUUAUUUAGGGUAUUUUUCAUAUAUAUACAUUAUGUUUUACCGUUUAGAAAUGAAAGAACUUUGUAUGUAGUCCCCCCAUUUUGAAGGUAUCAUAAGUAUUUGGACAAAUUCACUUAGUGUAUUAAAGUAGUCAAAAGUACAACUCUACUCUGUAACUUUCUCACUCAUCAUUAUUCCCAAUUCAUUCAUGAUUAUCUGUAAUCAUGGUAGCUUCUAAAUUAAUGUACAAAUGCUCAAACAUUCUAUAUUAUUUACAAUAAAAGUGACUCCAAAAAUA
Molecule: messenger RNA, 4356 nt
Organism: Oncorhynchus kisutch (coho salmon)
Lineage: Eukaryota; Metazoa; Chordata; Actinopteri; Salmoniformes; Salmonidae
Product: cdc42 effector protein 2-like
Exons: 2
Coding region: 903-1655 (250 amino acids)
Biological process (GO): Rho protein signal transduction; regulation of cell shape; positive regulation of actin filament polymerization
Cellular component (GO): plasma membrane; cytoskeleton; cytoplasm
Molecular function (GO): small GTPase binding
Source: RefSeq, a predicted model, not a curated record